AUGCAAGCACGUAGCGCACCGGUUCCACCGAUCAAGGGUAUACCCAUUCUCUUGUUCGCAGGCGAGACAGUGAGCGAAGAAGACGAUGCCUUCGCUCACUGGGUGCACCAUGUGCGUCGCCUGAGCAACGUUUUUGCUCUAAGGGCUAGUGCCCAUGCGGCUGAUGUGCGUCUCGAACGCAAGCUUCGGUAUGAUUAUGCCAAGCUUAAGACCAGAGGCCAAAUGCGCAAGCGCACGCGCUAUGCUUCGGCUACUAAGGUAGCCGCGAGUGCUGGUCAGUCUGUGGCCAACAACCCGACCACCCACACCACUAGUGGUGGGGAGCGUCCUCGGUCUCGAGAUGACCAAGGCCACGAUUCUCAAAAGCAUCCAAAGCAUAAGGGCAGUCUUGCCGAAGGGUUUCAGUUGUCUCUCAACUUGAAGUUGACGACACCCACUCAUCGAGCAAAGUCGGUGGCGGCCGGUGUACCGGUGGAGGCCCACGAGAAAUUGUUAUUCGAAGUGAAGGGUCUUCAAGAGACCUUGGGUAAGACCCAGUGCAUGCUGGAUGCGAUGCAAAGCUGCAUUCAGGCGAUGGAGCAAGCUCAAACUCGGAGCGAGGCUCAGUUGGACUUGCUGAUUCGUCUACAGCAAUCCGUGGCAAUGCCCUUGACGUCGGAGCAAGCGCCUCCAAUUUCACAUGGGAAGGAUUUCGUUACGGAUUAA
Molecule: messenger RNA, 705 nt
Organism: Peronospora matthiolae
Lineage: Eukaryota; Oomycota; Peronosporomycetes; Peronosporales; Peronosporaceae
Source: the annotation of a GenBank genome assembly